Molecule: messenger RNA, 2009 nt
Organism: Cucurbita maxima (winter squash)
Lineage: Eukaryota; Viridiplantae; Streptophyta; Magnoliopsida; Cucurbitales; Cucurbitaceae
Product: probable apyrase 6
Exons: 9
Coding region: 69-1829 (586 amino acids)
Biological process (GO): nucleoside diphosphate catabolic process
Cellular component (GO): membrane
Molecular function (GO): nucleoside diphosphate phosphatase activity
Source: RefSeq, a predicted model, not a curated record
GAAGAUUUGAAACCUUCGCUUUUUUAUGGAUCAGUUUUGGAGCGGCGAUUGGUAUUGGAAGGGGUCGGAUGGAAUGGCGGCUGAGGCUGAGGCGGAGGCCGAGGAAACAUUUUUACGCGCAUUGCGGGAUGCCGAGUACGGAAAUUGGAGUCCCUAUAUAUUCUUUGAUGCGACGGUUGAAUGCCCCUAAGAAGAGGCACGAUUCUAGAAUUCCCAUUAUGGAUCCCACCAAGCUGCACCUUCGAUCUAGCAGCCGACCCAAUUUGUUCGCCAGGACCAACUUCAAGAAUUCUUCCAAAUCCAGAUGCUGGCUUCCCCUUGCAGCCCUGCUUGCGUUUGCUUUCUUGUUCUCUUAUAUCCUCGUUUUUACAACCAACUUCCGCAGCUCCUUGAAGAUAAGGUACGGAAUCGUUAUAGAUGGAGGUAGCACAGGGACUCGACUCCACGUGUUUCGCUACAGAGUAGAGAGUGGCUAUGGGGUUUUUGAUUUGGGCGAAGAGGAAUUGACGUCGAUGAAGGUGAAUCCUGGGCUGUCGGCGUAUGCAGAAGAUCCAGACGGAGCUGGAGAGUCUUUGGUGGAGCUUUUGGAGUAUGCCAAGACUCGGGUUCCAAGGGAUCAAUGGGGGGUCACUGAAAUUCGGUUAAUGGCAACGGCGGGGCUAAGAGUGCUGGAAUUGGAAGUACAGAACCGCAUAUUGGAGUCUUGCCGGUGGGUGCUUCGUUCUUCGGGCUUCAAGUUCCGGGAUGAAUGGGCGUCCGUCAUUACAGGUUCUGAUGAAGGGACGUAUGCGUGGGUUGCGGCUAACUAUGCACUUGGCACUCUUGGAAGCGAUCCCCUCGAGACAACUGGAAUCAUUGAACUUGGUGGAGCUUCUGCUCAGGUUACUUUUGUUUCAAGUGAACCAAUGCCUCCUGAAUUCUCACGUACUGUUAAAUUUGGCAAUACGACUUAUAGUCUUUACUCUCACAGCUUUCUACAUUUAGGGCAGAAUGCUGCUCAUGAUUCCUUAAGAGAAGCACUUAGUAAAGGAGAGUUCAACUCAGCUAAAACUCUUCAAAACGGAUUGACUGUGGAUCCUUGUACUCCCACUGGGUUCUCUCAUACUUCGGAGUCUGAAGCACCAUCUCCAAGCGUUAUGGUGGUGGAAAGGAAUAGGUAUAAUAUGUCAUCUUUCCAUUCUAAGGGAAACUUCUCUGAGUGCAGAUCUGUUGCUUUAAUGCUGCUGCAAAAAGGAAAAGAGAAAUGCACCGAUAUGAACUGCCGAGUAGGAUCCAUUUUCACACCAAAACUUAGAGGCAAAUUUUUGGCGACAGAGAAUUUCUUUUACACAUCAAAAUUCUUGGGUGUUGGAUCGAGGGCUUUUCUUUCAGAUCUGGUGGUGGCUGGACAGGAAUUCUGUGGUGAGGACUGGGUAAAGUUGAAGAAGAGAUACAAGCUGCUUGAUGAAGAAGAUUUGGCGCGGUAUUGCUUCUCAUCAGCGUAUAUCGUGGCUCUCCUUCAUGACAGUCUUGGAAUUGGAUUAGAGGAUAAGGGCAGCAUCACAGCUGCAAGUGAAGUGCAAAACAUAGCAGUGGAUUGGGCAUUGGGAGCAUUCAUCUUGGUGCAAAGCACAGCUGCUGCAAUAGAGUCAGAACCGAAGAAGCAAUGGGAUUGGAUUGCAGAGAUGUGCGGGUAUGAGAUGCCCAAAAAGCUGUCAAUAAUAGGGGUAUCAAUUAUGUUGUUGUUCAUAGCAUGGUUGGUAUCAUUAAAGUGGAGGAAACCUCAGUUGAAGACGAUUUACGAUCUAGAGAAAGGACGGUACAUAGUGACCAGAGUGAGUAAAUGCUGACUGAUGUCUGACCAAUCUGCAAUCUGCAAGUCCCAAGAUGUUCAGAGAUGAUUGAUUGUAUAUUAUGUGUUUUUUGGUUCACAUCAUCUCCUCAUGUGUUGUAGGCUGUGUGUCACUUUUGUAGAAGAAGCUUUCCCUUUUAGCAUAUAGCGGGAGGACAGGCCGCCAUCCCCAUUUCCU